AUGAUAGCUGUCAACCUGUUGCCCCUGUCAUUCACAACAAGUUCCGGAUUCAGGAACUUUAUGGAGCUGGUCGAGCCAAGUUACAAAGCACCUUCGAUAACUACGUUAAAAAGCCGUAUGAGCCUGCUGCAUGAGCAACUAAAAGAGAAGGUGACGUUUCAACUCAACUCUGCAUCUGCCGUAGCACUCACCUCUGACUGUUGGACGUCUAGGGCGCAGGACUCCUACAUUACAGUGACUGCGCACACCUUGAACUAUAACUGGAAACCGCAAUCCUUUGCAUUGGCAACAGAGGAGAUGGAUCAGCGACACACAGCAGAAAACCUUAUGAUGCGCAUGCAACAAGUAAUCUCGUAUUGGAACCUGGACUGCAAGGUUACAGCUGUAGUCACAGAUAACGCAGUCAAUGGAACGAACGCGGUAGAAGGCCUUCCGAGCCUUUUAGAGUCGAGGGAUUUGACUUGUUCAGCACACAGUCUUCAUCUAAGCGUGAACAAGGGCAUGAAUAUCCACGAAAUUGAAUCCCUCUGCAGAAAGGCUGGGAAAUUGGUGGCUCACUUCAAGCACUCAACAAUAGCCAGUGACGGGCUCAGUAGAAGGCAGGAGCAGCUUGGAUUACUCCCAGAGCGCUUAACACAAAGCUGCCCUACGAGAUGGAACUCGACGUACCAAAUGCUCACAAAACUGAUCAAAAAUAGACCAGCAAUUGAGAGCGUGCUUGUUGAUCGCACAGUCGUAACAGCGAAAGUAGCACAGAAUCUUGAGAUAUGUGAGCAGGAGUGGGACACCAUCCGCGAACUGUGUGACGUUCUCGAGCCACUUCACUUAGCUACUACAGUACUGUGCAGCGACACCGCAUCCCCAGUGUCCAUGGUUCGCCCUGUGAUGAGGGCGCUCAUGGUGAAACUCGAGCCCCAAUUUACAGAUGACCCCCUGGUAGGAAGGUUCAAGGAAGUUGUUCGGUUAGAGACCGUUCGCCCAUUUUCCAUGGAGUGGGACCCACGGGAAAGCGCAGUGAGCGCACGUCAGAGGGCUUCGUUUUUAGAUCCCAGGUAUAAAGACCUGCAGUGUGAGGAGCCCAGUGCCAGGCAAGAAAUCCGUACUAACAUAAUGAACUUGUUGAGAGACACGACACCUUCGGUCGGCGAAGACGGGGCGAGCACGAGUCAACCGCAAGCAACUGCGCUCGACAGACUCUUUAACACCCAGUCGUCUUCCAGCGACCUUUCGGCCCAGUUCGAAGCUUACCUGUCCGAGCCACAGCUGGGGCACAACUUGGACGCUCUCAAAUGGUGGAGAGACCACGAGUCCAAGUUCCCAGCAGUCGCGCAACUUGCGAUGAAGUACAUGUGCAUCCCUGCCUCGUCCGCGAGCUCCGAGCGCGUAUUUUCUACAGCCGGAAAUAUAGUUACGGCUAAGAGAAGCUGCCUUCUGCCAGAAAACGUCAGUUCGCUGGUGUUUCUGUAUCAAAAUAGGUCGUACUUUGACAGCUAAAAUGACGUAUGGCUCUUAAAAAUCUACA
Messenger RNA from Ixodes scapularis (black-legged tick), 1522 nucleotides. Its product is annotated as E3 SUMO-protein ligase ZBED1-like. The transcript has a single exon. The coding region runs from base 1 to 1494 and encodes 497 amino acids. The record is from RefSeq and is a predicted model, not a curated record. NCBI's taxonomy places the organism in Eukaryota, Metazoa, Arthropoda, Arachnida, Ixodida, Ixodidae. Gene Ontology annotation, molecular function: protein dimerization activity.